This is a messenger RNA of Symphalangus syndactylus (siamang), 4762 nucleotides long. RefSeq names its product oxysterol binding protein like 11 (gene OSBPL11). The record is from RefSeq and is a predicted model, not a curated record. Lineage: Eukaryota; Metazoa; Chordata; Mammalia; Primates; Hylobatidae. Gene Ontology annotation, cellular component: cytosol; Golgi apparatus; membrane. Gene Ontology annotation, molecular function: sterol binding.
GACCCAAGAUGGCGCCAGACGCUUCGGCUGUGAGGGAAGUGAGCUCACGCUACUCCGGAAGGGAAGGCGGGAAGGGAGCGGGGGCUGGCUGGCUGGCUGUGGGGCUGUGGGGCUGUGGGGCUGUGGGGCCGUGGGUGGGGCGGCGGCCGCGGCCCUGGCAUUCACGCUUGGGUCUGGAGAGAGCGCGAGAGACUCACCGGCUCCCGGGAACCCAGUCGAGGGCCCGGGCCAGGGGCAUAAGAGGAAGUUGCCCCGAGUGGCUCGCCUCUGGCCCUGGGAGAGGCGGCCCCGGGAGCCGGCGUCCCGCCCCCGGCGGCCUCCUUCCCCGACCCUCCACCCGGGCUGCGCGCGCCGGCCCAGGCUGUAUCUCGGGAGCUGCGGCGGGAACUGCCCAGAGGGCUUGACUGGACCCACUGCCUGAAGACCGGCGGAGGAGAAGAGGGAGCGCGGCGGGUCAGCCCCGAGGUUAGGCCGCGGGUCCCCUGUGCCUGGCGCUCAGUCCUUUUCCCAGCCGUCUUGGCUACAGAAUCUGCGACCUCCCCACACUCCUUCUCUUUUGAGUAUGUCACUUAAGUCUUCUCGCCGGAUGCUUUUUCCUCCUUGCUUUCGCCGGAAAGGAGAGAGAUACAUGUGAAGGAUAUCUGUCCUCGUUGCUUGCCCUGCCCUUUUAAAAGUUUAACUUCUGUGGGAAUGUGUAUCUUCCUUUUCUGGACCAUUUGACAGUCCCGCCCCAGCCGCCGUGUGAUUUAGCAACCGGGAUCGUAUUCAGAUCAAAUCUUGAAAAAAAAGUCACCUACAGAACUACAGAAUUGUUCUCUCCCGCUCAAGAAGGGCAAGUGGACUUUGGCGUUAAGAUGCAGGGGGGUGAACCAGUGUCCACAAUGAAAGUCUCGGAGAGCGAAGGAAAGCUGGAGGGCCUGGCCACAGCGGUGACCCCGAACAAGAACAGCAGCUGUGGAGGUGGAAUCAGUAGCAGCAGCAGCAGCAGCAACAGCAGCCGCGGUGGCAGUGCAAAAGGCUGGCAGUACAGUGAUCACAUGGAAAAUGUGUAUGGCUAUUUAAUGAAGUAUACCAACCUUGUCACUGGGUGGCAAUACAGGUUUUUUGUUUUAAACAAUGAAGCUGGGCUGUUGGAGUACUUUGUGAAUGAACAGUCUAGAAAUCAGAAACCUAGAGGAACUUUGCAGCUUGCAGGAGCUGUAAUAUCACCCAGUGAUGAGGAUUCUCACACCUUCACUGUAAACGCUGCCAGUGGGGAGCAAUAUAAACUCAGAGCUACAGAUGCAAAAGAGCGACAGCACUGGGUUAGCAGACUUCAGAUAUGUACGCAACAUCAUACUGAAGCUAUUGGAAAGAAUAAUCCUCCUCUGAAGUCACGGAGCUUCUCACUUGCAUCUAGUGGUAAUUCUCCUAUAUCGCAGAGGAGACCAAGUCAAAAUGCCAUUUCUUUUUUUAAUGUUGGACAUUCCAAACUGCAAUCAGUGAGCAAAAGAACUAAUUUACCUCCAGACCAUCUUGUGGAAGUCAGAGAAAUGAUGUCUCAUGCUGAAGGACAACAAAGAGACUUAAUUAGACGAAUUGAAUGCCUUCCUACUUCUGGCCAUCUUAGUUCCUUGGACCAGGAUCUCUUAAUGCUCAAAGCUACUUCCAUGGCAACUAUGAACUGCUUAAAUGACUGCUUUCAUAUUCUCCAGUUACAGCAUGCAUCACAUCAGAAGGGCUCAUUGCCUUCAGGAACGACAAUCGAGUGGUUAGAACCAAAGAUAUCUUUAUCAAACCACUAUAAAAAUGGAGCUGACCAGCCCUUUGCAACUGAGCAAAGUAAGCCGGUGGCAGUCCCAGAAGAGCAGCCUGUUGCAGAAUCUGGACUAUUAGCAAGGGAGCCUGAAGAAAUAAAUGCAGAUGAUGAGAUAGAAGAUACAUGUGACAGCAAAGAGGAUGACCUGGGAGCUGUAGAAGAACAACGUAGUGUCAUCCUACAUCUCUUGUCACAGCUUAAGCUGGGCAUGGACUUAACGAGAGUGGUGCUUCCUACAUUUAUCCUAGAGAAGCGUUCCUUGCUGGAAAUGUAUGCAGACUUUAUGUCUCAUCCAGACCUAUUUAUAGCCAUCACGAAUGGAGCCACAGCUGAGGACAGAAUGAUUCGCUUUGUUGAGUACUACCUUACCUCAUUUCAUGAAGGCCGUAAGGGAGCCAUUGCUAAAAAACCAUACAAUCCUAUCAUUGGAGAAACAUUUCACUGUUCCUGGAAGAUGCCAAAAAGCGAGGUAGCAUCCAGUGUUUUUAGCAGUUCUUCCACCCAGGGAGUCACAAAUCAUGCUCCUUUAUCAGAGGAGUCUUUGAACCAGGUGGGAUCAGACUGUUACACAGUCAGAUUUGUUGCUGAGCAGGUUUCUCAUCAUCCUCCAGUCUCAGGAUUUUAUGCAGAAUGUACAGAGAGGAAGAUGUGUGUAAAUGCGCAUGUCUGGACUAAGAGCAAGUUCUUAGGCAUGUCAAUAGGCGUGACAAUGGUUGGAGAAGGUAUCCUUAGUCUGUUGGAGCAUGGAGAAGAGUACACAUUUUCUCUACCUUGUGCAUAUGCUCGGUCAAUUUUGACUGUUCCUUGGGUAGAACUGGGUGGCAAAGUCAGUGUCAACUGUGCAAAAACUGGAUAUUCAGCCAGCAUCACUUUUCAUACCAAGCCAUUUUAUGGUGGCAAACUGCAUCGGGUUACAGCUGAAGUAAAGCACAACAUCACCAACACUGUGGUAUGCAGAGUGCAAGGGGAAUGGAAUAGUGUUCUUGAGUUCACAUAUAGCAAUGGAGAGACAAAGUAUGUGGACUUGACUAAAUUGGCAGUGACGAAGAAAAGAGUGAGACCUCUGGAGAAGCAGGAUCCAUUUGAAUCCAGGCGAUUGUGGAAAAAUGUGACAGACUCUCUGAGAGAAUCUGAAAUUGAUAAGGCCACAGAGCAUAAGCGUACCCUGGAAGAACGUCAGAGGACUGAAGAAAGGCAUCGUACUGAAACAGGCACACCUUGGAAAACCAAAUAUUUUAUUAAAGAGGGAGAUGGCUGGGUUUAUCAUAAACCACUUUGGAAAAUAAUUCCAACAACACAACCAGCAGAGUGACACAUACUAUCUAAAACUCGACCAAAUGAGGUUCUUCUCUGUUUACCCUAAAUCCUCCCAGAAUGGAGUCAUUGCACUGAGUGACCUGCUUCCUGAUUACUCAGACUGAAACUAGCUAAACCUGAAUGUACCUACUAGGGCACCAUAAUACUGCAGCAAGACCAAAGUGGUAAAGAAAUACAGUGGACUUCUUACCAACCUGUUCAUGUGAUGUGAGCAAUACCAUCUUAAAACUUGUUACCUGAAUCAGUAGAUGAAUCUUUUAUCCAGUUCUUGCUCCUAAAAUUAAGUUUGAAUCCCCUAUUUUUGCACAGGGGCAGCAGAUACACACAACAAUGAGAACUCAGUGACUUUGAUUUCUUUGUAGUGAAAAGUGAAGUCUCUGUUUCAGAGUUUGUGUCUUUCCUUCUGUCCAUAACUGAAGUAUUCACUACUCUUCUAAACCAACCAAGAGGAGGAGAAAGAUGACCCAGAAGUGGAUUCAGCCAUUGUGCCUGAAAUCAGUGUUAAAAAAAAAAAAAAAUCAACCAGGUUGUGGUAACAAGGCAUUCUAUUUCUUCAAAAAGACUGUAUGCCUGUGUCUGAGGAACUUACCCAUUAUCCACCUCUGUUGGAACUCUCUUUUAAAAAGUACAUUUGUAGAUUGAUCAAAAUUAUAACCAUGGAGAAUUUUUUCUUCUGAGCAUUUUAAUAUACUUGAAAACAACAUUGACUUGAAAAAUUUCAGAGCAUUUUUCAGUACCUAGUUUUAUUAAAUAUUACACUUGAGAGACAAUUUUUAAAAAUGUGUUAAUGUCAAUAUGAUGAGAUUUUAGCCUUUCUCCAGAACUAAGGCAUUAAAGAAUAGCAAAUAUUAAAAAAUAAAACUGUUACUUUUUUCCUUCUUUUUUUUCACCUCUAGGUUAAUAUCCAGUAUUAUGUGUUAUCCCUUUGGAUAAGUAUGCUUUAUUUUACCUCUGUUAAAAAUUAAAAUGAAUGAUUCUAUUCAUAUUUGUCAGUAAUUCAGAACUUAUAUGUGUAAUUGAACAUGCAUGUAAGGUAUGGUUUUAUUUUAUUUUUUUCGAGGAAAUUUAAAUGCUAAAGAAACAAUGAAAUGAAAAGGUAUCAGGAGAAAAGAUCAGGAAGUUGUAUUCAGGUACAAAUCUUUUUUUAAAUAAGUAUUUUGUUGAGGUUGAAGAAUUGCUGGCAAUGAAAAGAAUAGAGCUAAUUAUGGCUUUCAUCAUUCAUUCAUGUAUUUAUUGAGCACCUACUUAUUAUGGUGCUCAACACUUGUUACUGCAAGCUACCUUAAUUUCCCAAGAGUGGUGCCUUACUCUGUUUUUUCUGAUAUGGUCUUCCAAUCAGUGUGUGUAACAUACCUGUUGUUUAUCAGCCAUUGUAGGUGGCUGUGUCUGUUGCAUCAUCAUAAGAAGUUUAAGCUUUGUGCUCUGAUAAAUCGUGUUCUGUUAAAGAGGUUAGUAGGAUGAAAACAGCAAAACAAUAAUUUUUUCAACAAAUUGUAAAUUAUAAGAAAAAGAGUUGGUUUGUGUACAACAGUUUUAAUGAUUCCCUUGUUCAUUUUUGCUGUGAAAUGCACUGAAAAAAAUCCUCAAAAUGAGUUAUAGUUCCUGUGUUGGGAAAAUUGACAAAUAAUAAAACUAGAGAACAAACAA